CUCUAGGCCAAAAGGAGCACGAUGGCAGCGCCCUCCCACACAAUCCUCUUGACAGGUGCAAAUGGCGGUCUCGGCACCGCGAUUGUCAAGGCCAUUGUCGGAAACGCGAAGCUGUCAGCUCAACACCAUGGACUGUAUACAGUUCGAGACCCAAGCACGGCGACUUCGCUCCGGUCGACCCUGCGCGCUGCCAGCAGUUCUCACUCGGCUGAUGUUGUUUCGCUUGACCUUUCGAACCUGUCGAGCGUACGCGAGACCGCCGCAACCAUCAAUGCCAAAGUUGCCGCUGGCGAAAUCCCGCGGAUCCGGGCCUUGAUCCUGAACGCAGCGCACCGUGACCAGCAAGGCCAAACGCAGACUGGAAGCGGCCUGGAUCUUGCUUUCGCAAUCAACUAUCUAGGGCAUUGGUUGUUAGUCCUGUUAUUGUUGAAAAGUAUGGAUCGGCAAUCGGGCAGGGUGGUCGUCUUGGGAAGUUGGGUUCACGACCCCCUUGACGAUACCAAUAAAGUUAGUGGUGCAUUCGAAAACGAAAAAUGGAAGAAGAUCUUGGCCGACACAAGCAGCGAGACUGUCAAGUCGAUUGCAACGGGCGCAUGGAGCCCAUCUGAGGAUCCAUCCAAAGAUCGACUCAACCUCGGUGGAAUCCGGAGAUAUGGAGCCUCGAAGCUGUGCAUAGUAAUGAUCAUUAUCGAGCUGCAACGUCGCCUCAAUUCAGAUCCUGAGUUAAGCGGCAUCUCAGUUCUCGGUGUUGAUCCUGGAUUGAUGCCCACGAAACUCAACAUGGGCGGUCUCGGCUGGCUGAAGACAUUCCUUUUUACCCUCGUCAUGUACAUCGCUGCCAUACUCUCGCCCAAUGGCACGCUGCGCUCGACAGCCAAGUCGGCCAGUGACGUUCUCGCAGCUGCUGUGGAGACUCGCCCGCCUUUUGGCGAUCGUCCCAAAGGUCUCUAUAUGAACGGGUCCGAACCCAAGGAUGUGAGUGUCGAGGCCAAGGAUGCCGAGAAGAGGGCCAGUGUAUGGAGAGCCGCUGUACAAUACACUGAGCUGAAGCAGGAAGAAACUUGCCUGGUCGACUGGGCGUGAUGGGUGCUGUUGCCGUCUCGGCUCUCGCCGAGCGAAGCUUAUGAAUGGAGGGUGGGAGGACAGGACGGUUUGGGAUACACCUCCGUCCAUCAAGUACUGUUGUAUUCCAUAUACUGUAAUCCUUGAAUACCUGAAUGCUCGUAAACUUGGAAUUACCAUGGUAUUAUAGACCUCUUUGGAAGACAGAUCUACUAUC
Messenger RNA from Cryphonectria parasitica EP155, 1279 nucleotides. Its product is annotated as NAD(P)-binding protein. Bases 22 to 1083 code for a protein of 353 amino acids. NCBI's taxonomy places the organism in Eukaryota, Fungi, Ascomycota, Sordariomycetes, Diaporthales, Cryphonectriaceae. The record is from RefSeq and is a predicted model, not a curated record. Gene Ontology annotation, molecular function: 3-beta-hydroxysteroid 3-dehydrogenase (NADP+) activity. Gene Ontology annotation, cellular component: mitochondrial outer membrane; endoplasmic reticulum membrane; lipid droplet. The transcript is spliced from 3 exons.